Messenger RNA from Dujonia railenensis, 1095 nucleotides. NCBI's taxonomy places the organism in Eukaryota, Fungi, Ascomycota, Pichiomycetes, Serinales, Debaryomycetaceae. The record is from the annotation of a GenBank genome assembly.
AUGUACGCUAGAGUUCGCUCAGGGUGCCUGGGGCUCCAUGUUAAUACCAUUCCCAGGUCAAUUGAGCUAUCACGGUACUCGCAGAGACCUUCUGGAACACUCAUGUUCCAAUCCAUUCGACAUUACGCCUACGACGGAAGCAAGCCCGAAUCUCCUCAAAAAUCAGAGAUAGCUAGGCUAGAAAAGAUCACGCCGACGAGGCAAAAGAUAAAAGAUCAGAGGCAUCAUCAUACCAAAAAAAUUCAGCUAAUAGAUGAGAAAUACGACAUAUUCAACGCUGACGUGAGACGCGUCGUUGAUUUGGGCUGCGCACCGGGCCUCUGGAUGAAGUAUGCUAAAGAUCGGAUCCUAUGGAACCAUAGACUUCUGGAAGCUGGCUUCUGUGACGAAGGAUUCAUAGUAGGGCUUGAUAUCCUCAGUACUACUCCCCCUACGGGAACCUCAACACUCCAAGGGAACCUUAUCUCGAAGUAUUCAAUGCAAAGGACACUUGAUUUGUGCAAGGAAUUGGCAUACCGCCAGGAAGCUAAAAGGAAUGAACUAGCUACACCUUUGAAAGAAGAAGUAAUCGAUGAAAACGGGGACUUAAUUGAAACUGAAAAUGAUGUAGAUACAACCUACUUUGGGAAGGAGCAAAUUGAUAUCAACAAUGAGCUAAAAUUGAAGGAGUCGCGUGCUAAUGUCGACUAUAAGGUAGACUUGGUCCUCUCUGACCUCACGCUGACCCUCAAGCAAGACAGAGGAUUUUGGAACAAUACACAAACGAAGCCGUAUCUUCGAAUAGCUACAAACCCAAAGUUAAUGCUGACGGUUAGAGAUCAGACUAAGGCACCCUUUGAUCUUGCGGACGCGGCGUUGGUUUAUGCCAUUAGGCUACUUAAGGAGAAUGGUACCUUCGUGUUGCGAAUGAACGCCAUACACCCAGAAGAUCCAGAGAUAGAGUUGCUUACCUGGAGGCUCAGAUCUGUGUUUAGACUGGUGGAAUCGACAGAACAUCUUGACUCAUUCUCUGGUGUGGAGUUUUUCUUAAUUUGCAAAGGAAAAGACGAUUCCGUAGAUGUGGUGGAAGCAUUUUCAUACAAGGCGAAACUUUAG